AUGUCUUGGGUUCUGUUGAGUAUCAUUGUUCUGAGUGGUUAUGAGAUCAUUUCAGAGGGAGCUUCGAGUCUUCAUGUUGUGAACGUUGGAGCAGUCUUCAGUUUAAGCACUUUACAUGGUGAAGUUGCAAAUAUCGCCAUGAAAGCUGCAGAGGACGAUGUAAACUCCGAUCCUAGCUUCCUUGGUGGGUCGAAACUGCGUAUAAUGAUGUAUGAUCCUAAGCGCAACGGAUUCCUCAGCAUCAUGGGAGUGUUGAAAUUCAUGGAGACUGAUGCUGUGGCUAUAAUUGGUCCUCAGACAUCAACAAUGGCUCAUGUUAUGUCUUAUAUUGCAAAUGAGCUUAACGUACCUAUGUUGUCAUUCACAGCUUUAGACCCUAGUCUCUCACCGCUCCAGUUCCCCUUCUUUGUCCAAACAGCACCUAACGAUCUCUUUCUGAUGCGUGCCAUAGCAGAAAUGGUAUCUUACUACGGUUGGUCAGACGUGGUUGCAUUGUACAACGAUGAUGACAACAGCAGAAACGGUGUAACAUCCUUAGGGGACGAGCUUGGAGAAAGACGCUGCAAGAUCUCUUACAAGGCGGUGCUUCCUCUGGAUGUUGUGAUCACUAGUCCACGUGAGAUCAUAGAUGAGUUAACCAAGAUCCAAGGGAUGGAGUCUCGUGUAAUCAUUGUGAACACAUUCCCUAAAACAGGUACCAUGAUCUUUGAGGAAGCCAAGAAGCUUGGCAUGAUGGAACAAGGCUAUGUCUGGAUAGCAACAACUUGGUUGACUUCUCUUCUGGAUUCAAUGUACUUUCUACCUCCCAAGAGGAUAGAAACCAUUAGAGGAGUGCUCACUCUUCGUAUCCACACUCCAGAAUCAAGAAAGAAAAGAGACUUUGUGGCAAGGUGGAACAAGUUGAGUAAUGGAACUGUGGGGCUAAACGUGUAUGGACUCUAUGCAUAUGACACUGUAUGGAUCAUUGCUAGAGCUGUUAAAAGUCUUCUAGAUAGUGGAGCUAACAUUUCCUUCUCCAGCGAUUCCAAGUUAACCAGCUUGAAGGGUGGAACACUGAAUCUAGGUGCAGUGAGCAUAUUUGAUCAAGGACCAAAGUUUCGUGAUUAUAUAGUAAAUACAAAGAUGUCUGGUGUCACAGGUCCAGUACAGUUUCUUCCAGACAGAUCAAUGUUUCAGCCUGCUUAUGACAUUAUAAACGUGGUCGGUGACAAGUUUAAGCAGAUAGGUUACUGGUCUAACCAUUCUGGUCUCUCUGUUAUACCUCCUGAGUUAUUAUACAGUAAGCCAGCAAACCGUUCUAGCUCAAACCAGCAUCUGUAUAAUGUGACUUGGCCUGGUGGGACGUCUGAGACGCCACGUGGAUGGGUGUUCCCUAAAAAUGGGAGGAGAUUGAGAAUUGGUGUGCCUAAUAGAGCAAGCUUUAAGGACUUUGUGUCGACUGCUAAUGGAAGCAACAAAGUUGAAGGGUACUCCAUUGAUGUCUUUGAAGCUGCAAUAAAACUGCUUCCUUAUCCUGUUCCUCAUGAGUUUGUCCUCUUUGGAGACGGCCUCAAGAACCCAAACUACAAUGAAAUUGUCAACAAUUUCUCUACAGGGGUGUUUGAUGCUGUGGUAGGUGACAUAGCCAUUGUUAAAAGACGAACAAGGAUUGUGGACUUCACUCAGCCAUACAUAGAGUCAGGGCUUGUUGUGGUUGCUGCUGUCACAAAGCUAAAUGAUACUCCCUUGGCGUUCUUAAGACCUUUUACUCCUCCUAUGUGGGCUGCAACAGCAGCUUUUUUCCUCAUCAUUGGAUUAGUAAUAUGGAUUCUUGAACAUAGGAUCAACGAUGAGUUCCGUGGACCACCUAGGAGUCAAGUUGUUACAAUAAUCUGGUUAUUUACUAAUAUCUUGGAGAUGUUCAAACUUGCAGGAGAGAAUACAGUGAGCUCACUCGGUCGUAUUGUGUUGCUUAUCUGGCUUUUUGUGGUUCUGAUCAUCACUUCAAGCUACACAGCUAAUCUUACGUCGAUUCUUACAGUGCAACAGCUUAACUCACCGAUCAAAGGAGUAGACACACUCAUGGGCAGCAGCGAACGUGUUGGGUUUCAAGUAGGUUCUUACGCUGAAAACUACAUGAUUGAUGAGCUUAACAUCGCCAGGUCCAGACUUGUGGCACUUGGCUCUCCAAAAGAAUUCGCUACAGCUCUACAAAACGGAACUGUCUCUGCUAUUAUUGAUGAACGUCCUUAUGUUGAUCUCUUCCUCUCUGAGUUCUGUGGGUUUGCUAUCAGAGGCCAAGCGUUCACUAGAAUUGGCUGGGGGUUUGCAUUCCCAAGAGAUUCUCCGUUAGCAGUUGACAUGUCGACAGCGAUCUUAGGUCUGUCUGAAACAGGACAGCUUCAAAAGAUACGUGAAAAGUGGCUUUCCAGAUCUAACUGUAGUAACCUGAAUGGUUCACACUCACAUGAUGAUCAAGAACAGCUUACGCUCCAUAGCUUCUGGGGGUUAUUCCUUAUGUUUGCGGUUGCUUGUUUCAUCGCUCUCUUUAUCUACUUCUUUAAGAUAGUCCGAGACUUUUGCAACGACCACAAGCCUGAGGAAGAAGCUAUAGUACCUUCACCAGAAAGCUCGCAUUGUAACACAUUGCAGACGUUUCUUGCUUACUUUGACGAGAAGGAAGACAAAACCAAGAGAAGGUUGAAGCGUAAACGGAACCAUGAUCUCUCUGUAAAGUUUUCUAGACCAAUGUGACGGAUCAAAUCAUCA
Molecule: messenger RNA, 2748 nt
Organism: Eruca vesicaria subsp. sativa (arugula)
Lineage: Eukaryota; Viridiplantae; Streptophyta; Magnoliopsida; Brassicales; Brassicaceae
Source: the annotation of a GenBank genome assembly